UCAAGUGGUUGACGUACAACACUUACCAGGAAGAGACUGACUUACUCCUUUCGGUCAUUCUGACUUUAUCUCGACAAAAGCAAUAAAGAAUCUUUCAGGAAGGAUUUGUUUCUGAACAGACAGCAGAUAUUUGUGAUUUUCAUGGUUAUUUAUUGUUGAAACCUUGAUUCAGAAAGUGAAAGUAAAGUUGAGAUUUCUGGAGCUCAAACAGUGAAAAUGGCUUCACUAUCUGAAGAUGAUUUUUCUUGUCCUGUGUGUCAUGAAAUCUUCAAGGAUCCUGUUAUUUUAUCAUGUAGUCACAGUGUCUGUAAAGAGUGUCUUCAGCAGUUCUGGAGAACCAAGGAAACUCAGGAGUGUCCUGUCUGCAGGAGAAGAUCCUCGAAAUCUGAUCCUCCAUGUAAUCUUGUGUUAAAAAACUUGUGUGAGUCGUUCCUGAAGGAGAGAAAUGAGAGGCAUUCAUCAGGGUCUGAGGAGAUCUGCAGUUUACACAGUGAGAAACUCAAACUCUUCUGUCUGGAGGACAAACAGCCUGUGUGUUUAGUGUGCAGAGAUUCACAACAACACGACAAUCACACAUUCAGACCCAUCAGUGAAGCUGUUCCAUCAUAUAAGGAGGAGCUCAAUACAGCACUGAAGUCCUUACAAGAGAAACUGAAACACAAUGAAAACAUUAAAGGAGAGUUUGAGAAAACAGUUCAACACAUCAAGUCUCAAGCUGAGCACACAGAGCGUCAAAUUAAACAGCAGUUUGAGAAGCUUCAUCAGUUUCUCAGAGAUGAAGAAGCAGCUACAAUCACUGCACUGAGGGAGGAAGAGGAGCAGAAGAAGCAGAUGAUGAAGGAGAAGCUGGAGGAGAUGAACAGACACAUCUCAGCUCUUUCACACACAAUCAAACACAUGGAGGAGAUGAUGAAAGACAAUGACGUCUGCUUUCUGAAGGAGUUUCCAGUCUCAAUGGAAAGAGUCCAGAGUUCACAGCCGGAUCCACAGAUGGCUUCUGGAGCUUUGAUUCAUGUGCCACGUUACUUGGGCAACCUGCAGUUCAGAGUCUGGAAGAAGAUGCAGGACAUCGUCCAAAACACUCCUGUGGUUCUGGAUCCAAACACGGGUCAUCCACAUCUCGUCCUGUCUGAUGAUCUGACCAGUGUGAGAUACAUCGGGAACGAACAACCGCUUCCUGAUAAUCCAGAGAGAUUUGACAUCUAUGACUGUGUUCUGGGUUCAGAGGGUUUUAACUCAGGAACACACUGCUGGGAUGUGGAGGUUAAAGACUGUCAGUACUGGAAUCUUGGAGUAACUACAGCAUCAAACCAGAGGAAGGGACGUGUUUUCUUUAACACUGGUGUCUGGGGUAUGCAGUAUGAUCAGUAUGAACUGUAUGAAUGGUCUGGUUUUCGAGUUAAACAGAAGCUUGAGCGAGUGAGAGUUAAUCUGGACUAUGACAGAGGAACGGUGUCAUUCUCUGAUCCUGUAUCUAACACACAUCUACACACAUUCACAACCACCUUCACUGACACACUCUUUCCAUGGUUCAGUUGUUUUCCCUCUCUGAGGAUCUUACCGGUCAAUAGUCAGUAAUCGUUACAUCUGUAGGUCUGGACCGAGCUGAUUUCAUCUUUUACACUCAUAAUUUGUUCAAUAUGUGUAUUUGUGAAACUUCUCAGAAAUGUUCUUAAAGGGAUAGUUCAGUCAGUCAAGUCAAGUCACCUUUAUUUAUAUAGCGCUUUUUACAAUGCAGAUUGUGUCAAAGCAGCUUUACAUUGAUAACUGGUACAUUGUUUGGCUGCACAGCAGCUCUUAAAGAAUAGUGUCAAUGCAGGCAGAUCAAAGCACUGUUGAAUAUCAAAUGUCAAGUCAAGUGUCCCCAACUAAGCAAGCCAGAGGCGACAGCGGCAAGGAACCCAAACUCCAUCAGGUGACAUCAGGUGGCAGACAAGUGGCAAAUUGGUGUUAAAAUGGAGAAAAAAACCUUGGGAGAAACCAGGCUUAGUCGGGGUGCCAGUUCUCCUCUGGCCAACAGUGCUUUGUUACAAUUCAGGUUGCUAUCAUAAGUCCAAUAGGAUCGCAACAUUAAAAGUAUUUAUUUCAGCUCCAUCCAAUUGAGGAUCGUAUUGAGGAUCACGCCGGUAUGGACGGUUGUUGAGGAACUGUGUCGUGGCUGUCGUGUCGAUGAGGCCUUCACAGGGGAUGAUCUAGUUGACUCAAUCUCUGCUGAUACGUCAGGGCUGCGUUGUGGUCGUGUCAAGGUGCAGGUCCUUGGUCUCACCUGGAUACGGCCCGGAUCCGGCUGACUACGGUGAACCUCGGGAUAAACAGAAAGACUAAUAUUAGCGUAGAUGCCAUUCUUCUUCUGAUGUAGCGAGUACAUCAGGUGUUAUAGGAAGUGUUCCCGGUUCCGGCUGACCUAAUUUAUGCAGCCUAAUAAUCCUUUAACGGAUUUGAAAAUAUAAAUUGGUAAUGUAUUAUGUGUAUGCCAGGUUAAAGAAAUGCGUUUUUAGUCUAGAUUUAAACUGACAGAGUGUGUCUGCUUCCCGAACAAUGCUAGGAAGAUUGUUCCAGAGUUUAGGUGCCAAAUAGGAGAAGGAUCUACCACCUGCAGUUGAUUUUGAUAUUCUAGGUAUUAUCAGCUGGCCUGAAUUCUGAGAUCGCAAUAGACGUGAAGGACUAUAAUGAAUUAGGAGCUCGCUCAGGUACUGGGGAGCUAAACCAUUUAGUGCUUUGUAAGUAAUUAGCAAGAUUUUAAAAUCUAUACGAUGUUUAACAGGAAGCCAAUGCAGUAUUGACAGAACUGGGCUAAUAUGGUCAUAUUUCCUGGUUCUAGUAAGAACUCUAGCUGCUGCAUUUUGUAUGAGCUGUAGUUUAUUUAUCAGGCGAGCAGAACAACCACCCAGUAGAGCGUUACAGUAAUCUAGCCUUGAGGUCAUGAACGCAUGAACUAACUGUUCUGCAUUUUUCAUUGAGAGCAUAUGUCGUAGUUUAGAUAUAUUUUUAAGAUGGAAGAAUGCGGUUUUACAGAUGCUAGUAACAUGGCCUUCAAAUGAAAGAUUGGUAUCAAAGAGCACACCCAGGUUCCUAACUGACGACGAAGACUUAACAGAGCAGCCAUCAAGUGUUAGACAGUAUUCUAGGUUAUUACGUGAAGAAGUUUUUGGUCCAAAAAUUAGAAUCUCUGUUUUUUCUGAAUUUAGUAGUAGGAAAUUACUGGUCAUCCAAUUUUUUAUAUCAGCUAUGCAUUCCGUUAAUUUUGUGAAUUGGUAAGUUUCGUCAGGGCGCGAAGAAAUAUAGAGCUGAGUAUCAUCAGCGUAACAGUGAAAACUAACGCCAUGCUUCCUAAUGAUAUCUCCCAAGGGUAGCAUGUACAGAGUGAACAGCAACAGUGAACAGUAACGGUCCUAGUACCUAGUUCACCCAAAAAUGAAAAUUCUGUCAUCAUUUACUCUCCUUCAUGAUGAUCCAAACCUGUAUGAGUUUCUUUCUUCUGUUGAACACAAAAGAUAUUUCGAAGAAUGCUGGUAAUCAAACAGUCUCUGAUCCCCGUUGACUAACAUAAUAUGGAAGAAAUAUAAUAAAGAACAAUAAGGUGUG
Messenger RNA from Ctenopharyngodon idella (grass carp), 3585 nucleotides. RefSeq names its product zinc-binding protein A33-like. Lineage: Eukaryota; Metazoa; Chordata; Actinopteri; Cypriniformes; Xenocyprididae. Gene Ontology annotation, molecular function: zinc ion binding; protein binding. The coding region runs from base 217 to 1578 and encodes 453 amino acids. The transcript is spliced from 6 exons. The record is from RefSeq and is a predicted model, not a curated record.